Messenger RNA from Protopolystoma xenopodis, 459 nucleotides. Lineage: Eukaryota; Metazoa; Platyhelminthes; Monogenea; Polystomatidea; Polystomatidae. The record is from the annotation of a GenBank genome assembly.
AUGGCCAAGUGCUUCUUCCAAAGCAAGCCUCAAGCCUCAAGCCUUGCUUCGCCAUUUCACCAGUGCCCAACAUCACUUGCGGCUGAUCAAGUUUCCAUGUGCCAACUAAAAGCAGGCUUUGGGAUUGGCCAGCCAAUGCCAACUCGGUUGCUGUGUCGAAAUGCAUCAUCAGUCGUGAUUGAGCAUUUGUACCAAUCGAGACCUGUUCGUGAAUGCCCACAGACGUCAAAGCAAGCUGCUUGUCUGUGCUCAGGAAUGUGCGUCAUCGACGUGCGUCAUCGACGUUGGCGCUUGUCAGCGAAGAGGACACGAGCACAAAACGCCACCGAAAUUGGUUCGCGCUGCAGACGGUCGAGACAGACAGCUCCCAGCCAAAAGGCACAAUUGAGCCAACACGCGCCUGCCUCCGCUGGCCGGUCAGGCUCAACGCGUCUUGGCGCAAGGCGAACCGAUCGAUAG